AAGUCGAGUACCAACAUUAGUAACUUACUCUAAAUGGCCAGCACUCUGAAUUGGAGAUUGAAACGUUAUGGACGACUUAUUCCAGUCUCGGGUAAAACCGGCAAGAGGGAAUCCUGGAAAAUAUUUGAAGCAAAAAAGAAUGAGCCUGAAAUUAUCGCCACCAUCGUGGACUCUGGAUACCUGAUGGUCUUGCAGGGACAGGAAUGCUUGGAGACAAUUCCUCUGAUUAAUGCCAGCGAUGUUUUCAAAGUCCACCAGAAAUCAGACAACCUGCUGCUUCGCAAUACUGUGAAGGGAUCGGGCCGCGUGAUCAGGAUGCAGUUUGACGGCAAGAACAAGGCACAGGCCAUCAAAGAGUGCUCAAGUGCUGCAGAAAAACUCCGGGAGUAUCUGCCUGUCAACACUCUCGAUGAUGCGCUGCCGCCACCAAAUAAUCAGCCACCCACUGAUGUCCCUGCGCCGAUGACACAGCCGUGUCCACAGCAGGGUGAGGCCGCUGGAGGCGAACCAGAGGUUGCCCAUGGAUCACUGUCCAUCAAGCGUCUUGCCCAGAACCUCUUGGGAGAGAUGCCUCUGGCAUUACCUGGGCUGUACCGUCACGCAUCUUCAGAACUUGGAGACCUGGACGCCUUCGUGCGCAUAUGUCUGUUGGAUCCCAGCUUCCCCGCUUUGGUGGAGCAGGUGCAAGGCGAGCUGAGGAAAAUACUCGAGGAGUGAAUCAUCAUUGACAACUGCUAGGCAGAGAGGAGGUCAAGUCAACGCUGCGCUUUUGUGUUUGUUUGCUGUUUUUCCCACGCCGUUCCCUACGUAGGAGUUCACUCGCUUUGCGCUGCCAAUGUCAACAGCGUCGUGGUUAUAUAUUAGCACGUACGGCAUUUCAGAUUUUUGAUUAGAUUAACGCAGCUUGAACAAAACUCAAUUCCGUUUUUUUUUUUGUUUUUUGUUAUU
Hippocampus zosterae (dwarf seahorse) is the source of this 948-nucleotide messenger RNA. RefSeq names its product REC114 meiotic recombination protein (gene rec114). The transcript has 6 exons. NCBI's taxonomy places the organism in Eukaryota, Metazoa, Chordata, Actinopteri, Syngnathiformes, Syngnathidae. Bases 34 to 717 code for a protein of 227 amino acids. The record is from RefSeq and is a predicted model, not a curated record.